Molecule: messenger RNA, 1869 nt
Organism: Meira miltonrushii
Lineage: Eukaryota; Fungi; Basidiomycota; Exobasidiomycetes; Exobasidiales; Brachybasidiaceae
Product: zf-ZPR1-domain-containing protein
Exons: 1
Coding region: 18-1772 (584 amino acids)
Cellular component (GO): cytoplasm; nucleus
Molecular function (GO): zinc ion binding
Source: RefSeq, a predicted model, not a curated record
AACAAAUAUAGAUCAAAAUGUCAGCAAACAAUUCAAACGAUCCAUUCUUCAAGCCGAUCGGAGAACAGGUGGCAAAUAAUGCAGGGGAAGAACAAAUGGCAACGCCAACUGCAGGCUCUGAAGUUGAAGGACAACAAGAUCAAGAUCAACCAGUUCAAGAGAUUGAAUCACUAUGUAUGGAAUGCGGUAAGAUGGGAUCAACAAGACUGCUUCUAACAUUCAUUCCAUACUUUCGUGAAGUAAUUAUCGCUUCUUUCUAUUGUGAACAUUGCGGAAACAGGAACAACGAGAUCCAAUCUGCUGGAAUGAUUCAACCAAAAGGAUGCAUUUAUACAAUUCAUGUUACAGCAGUUUCUGAUCUCAAUAGACAGGUCGUCAAAAGCGAACAUGCAACGAUUACUGUUCCUGAGAUCCAAUUGACCAUCCCGAACAAACGCGGUCAAUUGACAACUAUCGAAGGUAUCUUGAGCGACACCUUACGUGACCUAGAGAUGGAUCAACCCUUGCGAAAGCACAUGCAACCUGAAGUAUACGAAAAGAUCGAACAAAUUUGUUCUAGGCUGCGUAUUGUCGUGGGAGAAGAGAAAGAAGAAGAAGGUGAAGAGCCAAGCUCAGCUGACAACCAAGCACAAGAAGGUCUAAGUUCAAAAGGACCUGUGGGCAACUCGCGAAAGACUGCAGACAAAGAUGACGAAUCACGACAAUUCCCAUCUCUCACUUUCAAGAUCGAUGAUCCUACGGGUAACAGCUUUGUCGAAUUUACAGGCUCGAUCGAAGGAAAGGGAAUGAGUGAUGUCAAAUGGAGUAAGCGUGAUUACCCAAGAACGAAAGAGCAGAAUACAGCUUUGGGACUGGGUAUCAAUCAAGAGGAGCCACAAGCAGACAAAGACACUAGAGAAGCAGGAACUGGACCUCAAAAGGGAGGCAGUACUGACUCAAAGGCAGAAUCACGCGAGCAAAAGAGAAGCAAAGGACAAGAUGGCGAAGCUGUUCCUAUGGCAAGCAAAGCAGAUGCAAUCGAUGCAACGGGUCUUGGUGGCGGAUUUAACAGAGAUGCAGGGGAGACUGAAUUCGACAAUGAAGAAGUGUUCACAUUCCCUGGUACUUGCAGUAGUUGCUCUGCUCCUUUGGAAACGAAUAUGAAGAAAGUCAACAUCCCUUACUUUAAGGAUAUCUUGAUCAUGUCAACAAAUUGCGACUCAUGUGGAUAUCGGGACAACGAAGUGAAGAGCGGUUCAGCAAUUCCACCAAAAGGUAGAAAGCUCACACUUCGGGUUGAGGAUGCCGAAGAUUUGUCAAGAGACAUUCUCAAAUCUGAAUCUGCUGGUUUGAGCAUUCCAGAUAUUGAUUUACAUCUUGCGCCAGGAACCUUGGGAGGUCGUUUCACCACUUUAGAAGGUCUUUUGCAACAGGUGUAUGACGAAUUGUCCGAACGUGUUCUAAUGCGUGGUGAUUCUUCCAUUCAAAAGGAGAAUUUGGAAGGCUUCUUGGGCAAGCUAAAAGGUGUAAUGAGUGCACAAUUAUGCCCAUAUACCGUCAUCCUAGAUGAUCCUUUGGCCGACAGUUACAUUCAAAAUCCGUAUGCUCCCGACAAGGAUGAACAAAUUGAAGAAGUAGAAUACGAACGUACAUGGGAUCAAAAUGAAGAUUUAGGAUUGAACGAUAUUAAAGUGGAAGAUUACUCAGAAGAAAGCAAGCAAUGGAGAUUAGAUGCAGAAAAGGGAAACAAUGAAACUUCCCAAUCAGCAAAUGAUACAAAGAUGGAUGGAUAAUGCAUAAUUCUACCCAGGAUACCACUUUUCAUUCUGUUUAUCAUAGACUUUUUGUAUCAUAUGUUCUGCCAGCCAUUAAUUCCAUAUUUUGUUACAG